This is a messenger RNA of Chinchilla lanigera (long-tailed chinchilla), 2786 nucleotides long. It is a transcript of the gene Cnga2, whose product is annotated as cyclic nucleotide gated channel alpha 2. Gene Ontology annotation, cellular component: plasma membrane; intracellular cyclic nucleotide activated cation channel complex. The transcript is spliced from 6 exons. The coding region runs from base 20 to 2011 and encodes 663 amino acids. Gene Ontology annotation, biological process: monoatomic cation transmembrane transport. Gene Ontology annotation, molecular function: protein-containing complex binding; intracellularly cAMP-activated cation channel activity; intracellularly cGMP-activated cation channel activity. NCBI's taxonomy places the organism in Eukaryota, Metazoa, Chordata, Mammalia, Rodentia, Chinchillidae. The record is from RefSeq and is a predicted model, not a curated record.
UCCCAGCUGUACAUGGAGGAUGACAGAAAAAUCCAAUGGUGUGAAGAGCUCCCCAGCCAAUAACCGCAACCAUCACGCACCCCCUGCCAUCAAGGCCAAUGGCAAAGAUGCCCACAGGACCAGCAGCAGGCCACAGUCCUCAGCCGAAGAUGACACUUCCUCAGAACUGCAGAGGCUGGCGGACAUGGAGACCCCACGGAGGGGGAGGGGUGGCUUCCGAAGGAUUGUACGCUUGGUGGGAGUUAUAAGAGAUUGGGCCAACAGGAAUUUCCGUGAGGAGGAACCUAGGCCUGACUCCUUCCUUGAGCGUUUCCGUGGACCUGAGCUCCAGACUGUGACGACACAGCAGGGAGACGGCAAAGGCGACAAGGACAGCGAGGGAAAGGCCAUCAAGAAGAAAUUUGAACUAUUUGUCUUGGAUCCUGCUGGAGACUGGUACUACCGCUGGCUCUUUGUCAUUGCCAUGCCCGUUCUCUACAACUGGUGCCUGCUGGUGGCCAGAGCCUGCUUCAGUGACCUCCAGAGAGGCUACUUCCUGGUGUGGCUGGUGCUGGACUACUUCUCAGAUGUAGUCUACGUCGCAGACCUCUUCAUCCGAUUGCGCACAGGUUUCCUAGAGCAGGGGCUGCUGGUCAAAGAUAGCAAGAAACUGCGAGACAACUAUAUCCACACUCUGCAGUUCAAGCUGGAUGUGGCUUCCAUCAUCCCCACGGACCUGAUCUAUUUUGCUGUGGGAAUCCAUAGCCCUGAGGUGCGCUUCAAUCGCCUGCUACACUUUGCCCGUAUGUUCGAGUUCUUUGACCGCACGGAGACACGCACCAGCUACCCCAACAUCUUCCGCAUCAGCAACCUGGUCCUCUAUAUUUUGGUCAUUAUCCACUGGAAUGCUUGCAUCUAUUAUGCCAUCUCUAAGUCCAUUGGCUUUGGGGUGGACACCUGGGUUUACCCCAACAUCACUGACCCUGAGUAUGGCUACCUGGCUAGGGAGUACAUCUAUUGCCUUUACUGGUCUACGUUGACCCUCACCACCAUUGGGGAGACACCACCCCCUGUAAAGGAUGAAGAGUAUUUAUUUGUCAUCUUUGACUUUCUGAUCGGUGUCCUCAUCUUUGCCACCAUCGUGGGAAAUGUGGGCUCCAUGAUCUCCAACAUGAAUGCUACGAGGGCAGAGUUUCAGGCCAAGAUUGAUGCUGUGAAACACUACAUGCAGUUCCGCAAGGUUAGUAAGGAGAUGGAAGCCAAGGUCAUUAGGUGGUUUGACUACCUGUGGACCAAUAAGAAGUCAGUGGAUGAGCGGGAAGUUCUCAAGAACCUGCCAGCCAAGCUCAGGGCCGAGAUAGCCAUCAAUGUCCACCUGUCCACACUCAAGAAAGUGCGGAUCUUCCAGGACUGCGAGGCUGGCCUGCUGGUGGAGCUGGUACUGAAGCUUCGUCCUCAGGUCUUCAGCCCUGGGGAUUACAUUUGCCGCAAGGGGGACAUUGGCAAGGAGAUGUACAUAAUCAAAGAGGGCAAGUUGGCAGUGGUGGCUGAUGAUGGAGUGACUCAGUAUGCCCUCCUCUCAGCUGGGAGCUGCUUUGGAGAGAUCAGCAUCCUUAACAUUAAGGGCAGCAAAAUGGGCAACCGGCGCACGGCCAAUAUCCGCAGCCUGGGCUACUCAGACCUCUUCUGCUUGUCCAAGGAUGAUCUUAUGGAAGCGGUGACUGAGUACCCUGAUGCCAAGAAAGUCUUGGAGGAGAGGGGCCGGGAGAUCCUGAUGAAGGAGGGGCUGCUGGAUGAGAGUGAGGUGGCAGCCAGCAUGGAGGUGGAUGUGCAGGAGAAGCUAGAGCAGCUGGAGACAAACAUGGAGACUUUGUACACUCGCUUUGGCCGCCUGCUGGCUGAGUACACGGGGGCCCAGCAGAAGCUCAAGCAGCGCAUCACAGUCCUGGAGACGAAGAUGAAACAGAGCGAGGACGACUACCUGUCAGAUGGGAUGAACAGCCCUGAGCCAGGUGUCGAUGAGCAGCCAUGAAGCUCGGGGCCCAGUGGCCACUGCAGCCUUGCCUUGGCCUCAGAUCUAGUUGAGCUCUGUAGGUCUCUGGACUCAUAUGCAUUGUUCUCUUUCCACUCUGAGUCUCCCCAAAGCCUCCUCUAAGGCUUCAAUUUUUGGCCUAACUAUCCAAGACUUGCCUUCCAAGUGUAGCUAAGAGCUAAGCUUGUGGACAGUAUGGACUGUUGGCUGGGCUUCCAGGAGCUUCAGCUUGCCCAGGCCCGGAGAAGGGAGAGAAGAGCAGCCGAGCUGUCCUGUAGGUGAAGCCUGGGAUAGGAAGCCGGGGUGAUGAUCUGCCUGUGUGCAGCGGGAUGUGCACGCUGCUGCCUUGCCCCCUCUGCCUGGCUGCUUUGCACCACUAGGCUUUGUUGUUUGUUCUGUCUGUUUGUCUGUCUGUCUGUCAGCUACGAGUAGGGGCUCUGUAGUCUUCUUUGGAGCAGAUGGAUGUUGGGGUUUCUGACUUCUGGCCCAUUUCAAGUCAGGAGGUAAGGAACAAGACGACCAAUAAAGGCCCAGCAGGCAAUGCUACCUGGCUGCUUCGGACAGCGCCCCUCUAUGCAGAACAUUUCUGAAGAGUUCUUGAAAGUUGGUGGUGGGUGGGAGACUCUUCAAGGUAAUAUGUGCACUAGAGGUGCUUGCGAGUUAAGAAAUCCCUUCCAACUCUGCACGGUAUGUAUUGGUCAGCUCAGCUAUUUACCUCCCCAUCAACCUUUCUAUCUUCCUCACCCCCACUGCAGGGCUCCUUCUGCCCACAUAU